Messenger RNA from Brugia malayi, 381 nucleotides. RefSeq lists its product as uncharacterized. The coding region runs from base 1 to 381 and encodes 126 amino acids. The record is from RefSeq and is a predicted model, not a curated record. The transcript has 3 exons. Lineage: Eukaryota; Metazoa; Nematoda; Chromadorea; Rhabditida; Onchocercidae.
AUGAAAUUUCAAAUCAUUUCAUAUUCACUUAUUUUUGCUAAUUUAUUUCAUUUUAUACAAUGUCUUCAAUGCUACGAAAGUGUUGGAAAAACUGUGUCACGUAAAGUUUGUUCACCAAAACAAGAGAAGCAUGAAAUGUGUUUUGCGACUAAAUUUGGAGCUGAUGGAAUUUGUAUCAGAGGAUGCUCCUAUGAAAUUAUUCACUAUGGCUCAUAUGAAUUUAGCUUAAAUUGUUCUGAUGCAGGAUGUAUGCAUGGUUUAGGAUGUUGCUGUAAAGGUGAUCUCUGCAAUGAUCAGUGUCCCAAUGAAGCAACAACAAUCCGAUACUGUACACUUCUAUCUGUAUUAUUUGGCUUAAUGAUAUUUGAAUUUUUAUGCUAA